AUGACUGAAGUAUCAGAAAAUUAUAUAUUUUAGAAAUAGAUAUAAAUUCAAAUCAACAGCUCAUUUUUAUAAUAAUUUCAUUUAACUCAAAAUCACAUCUAAUGGUUAAAGCAAUAUAUUGAUUAUUCAAAUCUAACGAUUUUUGGAAUUCUUAAAUCAUACUUUAAUUUUUCUCAUGAAUAUGAAUUAGGAUAGGAUGGUGUCUCUCUAAUAACAUUCCAAAAAUAAAAAGGAUUUGUGACUUAACUUUUAGGUACACAAAACUAAGAAGUUAAGGCUAUUUUACCUAAAAUAGAAAACCUAUUAGUCUAAUUUAUACUUAACAGUUAUUAUCAUUUGCUGAUGUAAGGUAUCAGCUUAGAUAAAACUACUUUUUCUCAAAAGACCUGCCAUCCAAAAGUUGGCAACAGUAAUCAAUCAAUUAUUAUUGGGCCAACUUAUGACAGGUUUAAUCAAUAAGCUAUUGAAUUUGAAAAAUGA
Paramecium pentaurelia is the source of this 480-nucleotide messenger RNA. Lineage: Eukaryota; Ciliophora; Oligohymenophorea; Peniculida; Parameciidae. The record is from the annotation of a GenBank genome assembly.